This is a messenger RNA of Rhinolophus ferrumequinum (greater horseshoe bat), 3202 nucleotides long. It is a transcript of the gene RUNDC1, whose product is annotated as RUN domain containing 1. Lineage: Eukaryota; Metazoa; Chordata; Mammalia; Chiroptera; Rhinolophidae. The transcript is spliced from 6 exons. The coding region runs from base 33 to 1880 and encodes 615 amino acids. The record is from RefSeq and is a predicted model, not a curated record.
CGCGGCUGACGUGUGGCGGUGUUUCCGGGAAGAUGGCGGCUGUCGAAGCAGCUGCGGAGCCGGGAACGGUGGUGGCGGCCGUUGGAGCAAAGGAGAAGGACGCAGAGGAGGAAGAAGAGGAGUCGCUGCCGCCGUGCGAGGCGGUGCGCUGGGCCCCGGUGGGAGCGGUAGCGGAGGCCGGGCCUGGGGCGACUGCAUUCUCGGAAGAGGCGGCGGCCGAGGACCCCGGAGCGGCUCCGGGGUCCCCGCCUGACUCGCCUGGCCGGACGCUACGGCGGCUGCGGGCAGAGCGGCGGCGGCUGGACUCGGCGCUGCUCGCGCUUUCCUCGCACUUCGCUCAGGUGCAGUUCCGCUUGCGCCAGGUGGUGCGCGGGGCUCCCGCGGAGCAGCAGCGCCUCCUGCGCGAGCUCGAGGACUUCGCCUUCCGUGGCUGCCCUCAUGUCCUGGGUUACGGGGAGCUCGAGGACUCCGCCAGCGACGAGGGCGAUGGGCUGCCGGGGGACCGGCCACGGUUACGGGGCGAGGACCAGGGGUUGAGUGAGCAAGAGAAACGCGAACGUCUGGAAACCCAAAGGGAGAAGCAAAAGGAGCUGAUACUGCAGCUCAAAACCCAGCUAGAUGACCUGGAAACGUUUGCCUAUCAAGAGGGCAAUUACGACUCCCUGCCGCAAUCCCUGGUCUUGGAAAGACAGCGGGUGAUCAUAGAUGAGUUAAUAAAGAAACUGGACAUGAAUCUGAACGAGGACAUCAGUUCACUGUCCACUGAAGAGCUUCGGCAGCGUGUGGAUGCCGCUGUGGCUCAGAUCGUCAACCCAGCCCGAGUGAAAGAACAGUUGGUUGAGCAGCUGAAAACUCAGAUCCGAGACCUCGAGAUGUUCAUCAAUUUCAUCCAAGAUGAAGUGGGGAGCCCCUUGCAAGCAGAUGGUGAACACUGUGAGUGCAAGGCCAGUGGGAAGACAGGAAAUGGCUCUGCCAGAACCAGCAGCAGCAGACUGCCUCCAGGAAACAGCAAACCAAAGGCAGAAGAUGUGAAGAGAGUGCGGGAGACGGGGCUGCACGUGAUGCGGCGAGCACUGGCGGUGCUCCAGAUCUUUGCUGUUAGCCAGUUUGGGUGUGCCACGGGCCAGAUCCCCCAAACCCUCUGGCCAAGGAGUCAGGCUGACAGGGACUACUCCCCCUUACUGAAGAGGCUUGAGGUGUCAGUAGACAGAGUGAAGCAGCUAGCCUUACGGCACCAGCCACAUGACCACGUCAUCACCUCUGCCAACCUCCAGGACCUCUCUCUGGGAGGCAGGGACGAGCUGACGAUGGCUGUGCGAAAGGAGCUGACGGUGGCCAUGAGGGACCUCCUGGCCCAUGGACUGUACGCCCCCUCACCAGGGAUGAGCCUUAUGAUGGCCCCUAUUGCUUGUUUGCUGCCAGCCUUCUCUUCGACCCCGGAAUCCAUGCACCCCUGGGAGCUCUUUGUAAAGUACUACCAUGCUAAGAACGGCCGCGCUUAUGUGGAAUCGCCAGCCCGGAAGCUCUCCCAGUCCUUCGCCCUGCCUGUGACGGGAGGCACUGUUGUGACCCCCAAGCAGAGCCUCCUGACAGCCAUCCACAUGGUGCUGACAGAGCACGACCCUUUUAAGCGCAGUGCAGACUCCGAGCUGAAGGCCUUGGUGUGCAUGGCGCUGAAUGAGCAGCGUCUCGUGUCCUGGGUGAACCUCAUCUGCAAGUCCGGGUCGCUCAUUGAGCCCCACUACCAGCCCUGGAGCUACAUGGCACUCACCGGCUUUGAGAGCGCCCUCAACCUGCUCAGUCGCCUCAGCAACCUCAAGUUUAGCCUUCCUGUCGACCUGGCUGUGCGCCAGCUCAAGAACAUUAAAGAUGCCUUUUGAUGAGAACGCCCUGGCCCUCCCCCAGCACCUUGCUCAGUAAGGAUAGGUAGUUAGGAGAAAGGAGCAGGGGGAAGAGGUAAAGACAUUUUUCCCCAGCCAAAUGACUGCAAAGUCUGUUUUCCCCGCCAAUUUGGCAUCUCAGAAAGAAAUUCUGGAGACCUUCCUGUUGAAAGGUUCUGCCCUGGUGUGUAACCACAGUGUGUACGUGGCACAUACAUUUGAGCCUGUGUAAAAGGAAACAAUUAUGGCACACAGUUAAUGCACCAACUCCUCAUGCCACAUCUGAUUUUUAGAAAACCCGGUAGCUCUAACCAUUUUCUUUAUGACUAUGCAUUGUCGGUCCUGGAAAAUAUGCGACUUGAGGUUCCUGUUAGUCAAGCUGGGAGCCAGGGUCGGGGGAGGCUGUGUAUAUUCCAUAGCUGCCUCUGUAACUAGGAACAGGAAUAUUCAGAGAACAGCAUUUCUAAGGGAGUUAACCACAAGUUGAUUUUAAUAGGAGCCCUUUUUCAUGUAGAGGUAAGAACUGAAAUCUGUUCCUGACAAGGUGAUCUCAUGGCACAGGCGAUGGUCUUUGGGUUUUGGAGCUGGUUGUUUAUAAAGAAUGACAACCACUGUCUGGUAGCACCGCCUCUGGCAAGUUACCUUUCCUCUGUGCACCUCCCAACAAGACGCUGACAAUCUUCUCAGAAGUAGGUGUGUUAGAUGUACUUCUCGAGAGAACCCUUGCCAUCUGAGUCAAGUGUGGAUAGGAGAACACCUGAGUGACCAGCAGCAACUCCUUCCAGGUCUGUGACUCCACUUGUCCUGGAGGCUGGAUGAUGGAAGAGGUCUGAUCAUACAAUAAGGACUACAGCGGGGGUGGGAACUACAGCAGGUCAGUGUUGACAGACAAGGGAUUGAGCACUUCAUCAUAAAACUGACUCGAGUGGUCCUAUUUUGUUUUCAGUAUUUUAGCCUAUUUAGUUCAUAUUUGUUUUUCAGCCUGCAUACUGCUCCAAGACUGACCAAAGAUGGGCAAAACAUAUCACUUUCUGAAAAACCAAGUGGGCUCCCAACACUACUGAUUCAGCAUUGUUUCAUGUAUUCAAUUGCCAGGUGCACUUUGUGUCUGCACUAGUAUAGUGCAUUUUAACUUAAUUUUUUUUCAGCCACAUGUUAUUUAAGAUGUACUGUUGAUAAUUCAUUAGAAUUAGUUCUCCUGUGUGAAACAGAAUAAAUGUAAAAUGUGAAAAAAUGAUAUCUGUGGUUGCUAAUAAAAUGCUAGUGUUUUGUAUGGAGUCCCUACAAAGACCUUAGGGAUCCUUGGCUUGGUUUGUGAGUCU